This is a messenger RNA of Tribolium castaneum (red flour beetle), 1789 nucleotides long. Its product is annotated as TGF-beta activated kinase 1. NCBI's taxonomy places the organism in Eukaryota, Metazoa, Arthropoda, Insecta, Coleoptera, Tenebrionidae. The transcript is spliced from 7 exons. Bases 134 to 1669 code for a protein of 511 amino acids. Gene Ontology annotation, biological process: JNK cascade; immune response; positive regulation of canonical NF-kappaB signal transduction. The record is from RefSeq and is a predicted model, not a curated record. Gene Ontology annotation, molecular function: MAP kinase kinase kinase activity; magnesium ion binding; ATP binding.
CGAGCCGAAGGUGACACUUGAUCUGAAGGAUACAUAACCAAAUUUAUGGUGGUUGAUAUUUAUCGAGAUUUUUCGUAAUUUUGGGGCUGUCUGGACGCUCUGUGGCCAAAUAUGUGAUUACUUCGGUAUUUCGAUGGCGUCUUCGGAAAAUGAGGGUAGCGUAUGUCAGUACACCGUCGAGGAAAUCAACUACAAUGAAAUUCAGAAGCUUGAGGCAGUCGGUGAGGGCAGCUUUGGAGUCGUUUACAAGGGAAUCUGGCGCGAUGCGUUCGUGGCGGUCAAAAACAUCGUCUCUGAGAACGACAAAGACGCCUUUAUUGUGGAAGUCCGGCAGCUGUCAAGGGUCAAGCAUGAGAACAUUGUCAAGCUGUACGGGGCCUGCACCAAGGGCCCCAACAUCUGCCUUGUGAUGGAGUACGCCGAAGGGGGCUCCCUCUUCAAUAUUCUACACCACGCACCUAACGUACACUACACGAUGGCCAACGCCAUGUCCUGGCUCUACCAGUGCGCCAAAGGGGUCGAGUAUCUCCAUGGCAUGAAACCCAAACCUUUGAUACACAGAGACCUCAAACCGCCCAACUUGCUCCUGAUAAACGGGGGCACCUUGCUAAAGAUAUGCGACUUUGGUACUGCCACAGACAUGACAGCAAUCAUGACCAACAACAAAGGCUCGGCCGCGUGGAUGGCCCCCGAGGUCUUUGAAACGUCAAACUAUACGGAAAAGUGCGACGUCUUCAGCUGGGGCAUAAUCCUCUGGGAGGUGUUAUCGCGACUUAAGCCUUUUUUCCACAUUAAGGAGUCGGGCUACCCUUCGGCUUUCAUGAUCUUGUGGGCGAAGCACAGCGGCCGGAGGCCCCCUCUCAUCAGGCACUGCCCCCCAGUCAUCGAAAAACUGAUGACACAGUGCUGGGAUCAGGAGGCGGCCAAGCGGCCGAGCAUGAAGGAGAUUGUGAAAAAAAUGGAAGUUAUUUGCUCGUUGCUUCCGGGCGCCGACGAGCCGUUGCAGAUCAGGGGCGGUGACGAUGUGGUUUACAAGGAGGAAAUCGAAGAGUUUGAGGACUGUGUGGAGGAAAUAGACCAGUUCCCCGCCAGCACCAACGGCGAUAAUUGUGUCAAAUCGCUGCCCCAGCCGAGUGCCGAGAUGUCGCGGCCCCUCAACAUUAAAAUAAGCCCUGACGCAUGGGAUUUACACGAUCUCGACAUGCAGCUGAGAACCAUGCCCGGCCUUGAUAAGAUGGUACCAAAAAACGGUUCCAAAAACACAACGGUAGAGGCAGGCAUCGAGAGCACCAAGUCGACACCUGACGGCACCGAUCCAAAUUUAGAUAAAGUGUAUCUUUUAUUAGAGCCGCAUUUACGGCCUGCCACUCCAGACGCCGACAAUCCGCAGUCGUUGGCGCUGUUCGAAGAGCACAAGCAACUGGCUCAGGAAUAUUUCAAGGUCCAAACUGAGCUCGCAUAUGUCUCGCAAAAGAAGGACAAACUCCUAGCGGCGCAGUCGCAAGAACAGCAGCAGCACACCAAACUCCUCAAAGACCUGCAAGCGGAGAAGGAGUCCCUGAUCUUGGUGCGGGAGUUGCUCAGUCGGCAAAGAGAAAACAACAACGCGGCUAGGAAUAACAUAGAUAACUGGGUCCUGGUGCCCAGAGAUGGUACUAACACGGACUGACUUAUUUAUUUACCUCGACGCUCAUUUCCUUCACCCUUCAUCGGUUAUUUAUCAGAGUGUUUUUCUAGGAUAAGCUCAAUUUUUAUAUGUGCAUAUGUAAAUAAAGCUGGUUAUUUAUAA